AUGGCUUUGUGUAUUCGUUUAUUGGUAGUAGGUGUAACAUCUUUUGUGAUCUGGACCACACAGCUCGUAGAAGCUUUUCCUAACUCCUGUAUCAGCAUGCCGAAUCUACCUCUCCAUGGAAAAUUGAAAAUCACCGGAUCAUUUAUAAUGAGAAUAACAUGUUUGAACCGAAACACUGACCUCCCCGUGAACACUCUGGGCGAUGGCGGAGUUUUGAUUUGUGACCCGAAAGAGCAAGCAUUAACGGAGCUGCCAGAAGAAUAUAGCCCUGAUUGUUUGGAAUACAGGAAACCCUCUCUAGUCUACAUGCCUGUUAGGCUUACGUAUACAACCGAUGAAUGUGGUGAGGCGUACGCCAGCAAUGUUCUAAUGAACUUCGCACAACUUCAAAACACAAACUUGAGGCUUUGUGGGACGCUCGUCUCCUGCAAUUACACAUUUCCUAAAGUAGAAUGUACGCGCAAUUAUAAUUUCAUACAGAAAGGUGGGGCUAACCAACUGGAUGCAUCUUUUAAAAUAUAUGCAAAAUACGAAGAGAAAAUCUCUACUGAUAUUUAUCUUCAAAUUCUCCAGCAAAUACGAAAUAUUAGUUUUGCUAUAGACCAAGGAAUUGGCGGGACUGAAAAGCUGUGGGGUGUUCAAGGUUUGCAACUAGUGCACGUAGAUGUAGCUGCUUGGACAGCAUCAUGCGAUAUGCAUAAUUAUACAACAGGAACUAACCUUGCUAUUCAUGGAAUCGCGUCCUGUAGAGGAUGCCCUGAAGACACUGUGUAUGUCGAAGGGACGAUAUGUGAGUCUUGCCCUUAUAACCACUUUACUUAUGGACCUUUCGCUACUGUCUGUGCCGUGUGCCCAGUAGAGGGCGCGUGGGGCUCAGAGAAGGCGAGGUGGAUUAGACGUUGUUAUAAACGCGUUUAG
This is a messenger RNA of Candidula unifasciata, 918 nucleotides long. The record is from the annotation of a GenBank genome assembly. Lineage: Eukaryota; Metazoa; Mollusca; Gastropoda; Stylommatophora; Geomitridae.